AUGUCUCAUUCAAAAGUAAAUGCCGCAAAGAGUUUGUUACAAUUUUUAAAAUCAAUAAACAGUCCAAUCAUUUUGGUUGCUCAUAAUUGUUUUAGGUUCGAUUGUCCAACGCUAUUGAAUUUUAUAAGAAAUGAAGGCCUAUUGAAUGAGUUUUCGGAAUUAGUUGCUGGAUUUGCUGAUUCUUUACCUUUAUUUAAAUCUAAACUUAAAGAUAAACGUGGAACGAAAGCCAGUUACAGACAGGAGGUAUUAGCUGAAGAGUUUUUAAAUGCUAGUUUAUUGAGUGAUGCACAUAAUGCAGCUAAUGAUGUAUGUGUACUUCAAAAGCUUGUUGAACACAAAGAUAUAAAUAUUAAUAGAAAUGAUAUAUUAGAGAACUUUAAAAGUCUUUAUGAAAUAAUGAAUCAAGGCGCUGAAAAAAUAAAAUUCAACAAGAUACAAAAAACUCUUCAGUGUUUACUAGUCGACAAAAACAAAAAAGAAAACGGUGGCUUAUCUGUGCAUAUGAUUAAAAAAAUGGCAAUGACUGGAAUAACUUUCGAUACUGUAAGUAAGUGCUUCAAAUCGAGUGGUCCUAAAGGUAUAAGAAUACUUUUGGCACAAGAUGUAGGUGGAAAACCUCGUAUUACGAAAAGCCAAAAAAUUAUUGAUAGCUUAUGUACAAAAUUAGGGCUUAUUCUGUCUGACAGCUGUCUAACAGCUAGCUAA
Molecule: messenger RNA, 708 nt
Organism: Cotesia glomerata
Lineage: Eukaryota; Metazoa; Arthropoda; Insecta; Hymenoptera; Braconidae
Exons: 1
Coding region: 1-708 (235 amino acids)
Biological process (GO): DNA catabolic process
Cellular component (GO): cytoplasm
Molecular function (GO): 3'-5'-DNA exonuclease activity; nucleic acid binding
Source: RefSeq, a predicted model, not a curated record